AUGCUUCGCCGCAUGCUCGUGGCAUUGCUGUGCACGUCCGCCGCCGCGGGCUCCUGGGGGAGCUGGUUGUCCGGCGACGGCCAGAAGGAGGACCCCGCUGCUGCCAAAAAAGAGGCGCCGCCGUCGCCCGGCGCCGACGCCGCGUCCAAGGAUGCGAAGCUGCCGCCGCGGGCGCCACCGCCGCCGCCCAAAGGCGACGCCAAAAAGGACGCGCCCACCAAAAAGGAGCGCCCGCCGCGCCCGCCGCCGCCCCCGAAAAAGCCGCCCGUGCCACCGGCCGCCGGCAAGAAACCGCCCAUGCCGCCGCCAAAGGGAGACAAACCGCCCCCGCCACGGCCGCCGCCCGGGGCCGCGAAGAAGCCCCCGAUGCCGCCGCCGGGCGGCGCGAAGAAACCGCCCGUGCCGCCGCCCGGCGCCGCGGCCAAAAAGCCGCCGCCGCCGCCCCAAUGGAAGAAACCGCGGAUGCCGCCGCCCCGGGCGAGAGGGCCGCCGCCGCCGAGGGGGGUACCGAAGGAGGUACCACCGCCGGACCCCGAGGUCCAGGCCGAGAUGGAGGCGAUGCACGACUUCUGGUGCGAUUCCGAAAAAGCAGAGACGCCGCUCUGCGUCGAGAUCGCGGAGCGCCGCGCAGCGCUGGAGGCCGGCAAUCCAUUGCCGAUGCCGCGCAUUCGUGACGCCGGCAACAGGGACGAAGUGACGAAAAUGCACGACAGCUUCUGCGCCGUCGAGGGCAACGCGGAGUCCCACCCCUGCAAGAUGUGGGCGCGCAAGGCGGACCGCGAGCGGCGCAAGAAGUUGAGGCGGCGCGGCGGCAAGCCCGAGUUCAUGGAGCUCUGA
Messenger RNA from Pelagomonas calceolata, 837 nucleotides. NCBI's taxonomy places the organism in Eukaryota, Pelagophyceae, Pelagomonadales, Pelagomonadaceae. The record is from the annotation of a GenBank genome assembly.